AUGGCGGCACCGACAAAAUGCCUCCGCAACUUGGGCGCUAUGGUUAUGAUACCUACAUUACUUGGAAUGGCGGCGGAACCUAGGAUACUUGGAAUGGUGGCACUAAGACAAAUAACUUCAGAUGGUGGCGAAACUGAAGAUAUUAGGAAUGGCGGCGCUGAGGCAAAGUACAUCAGUAACUCUCUCGCUGCACAUGUUCCCUCCUUCACCGUCGCAGGGGGAAAACUUGCAGCAUUCCUGGCAGGAAAAACAAAGGCGACAAUCAUCAACAAGACGACGGCACCACUGGAAGAAAGCAAAUUCAAGGUGAUGCUGGAGCUCACGGGGGCAGGAUCCGGCAACGACAGAUCCGGAGUGGAUCUUGUGACGGUCCUAGAUGUCAGCGGUAGCAUGCGGGGAGAGAAGUUAGAAAAAAUGAAAAUUGCCAUGCUAUUCAUGAUCAAGAAACUUGGCCCGAUUGAUCGUUUGUCGAUUGUCACAUUCAACGAGGGCUCCCAGAGGUUGUGCCCAUUGCGGCAGAUAACUGAAAAUUCUCAAGGGGAGAUUGAAAAUCUGGUCAAUUCUUUAGUUGCUAACGGCGGCAUGAACAUCUCUGCUGGUCUUCAAACGGGCUUAAAAGUGCUCAAUGACCGCAUACUUACUAGCGGGCGUGAAGUUGGCAUUAUGCUUAUGUCCGGCGGUCAGCAAAACAAAGGUGGUGAUGCUGCCCAAGUUUCGGUCGGCAACGUGCCCGUAUACACAUACGGUUUUGGCGCAGACUACGAUCCGAUGGUGCUCAAUGCCAUCGCAAACAACAGCAUGGGAGGAACGUUCUCAGAUGUUCGAAACCAGGACAACUUGAGUAUUGCAUUUUCCCAGUGCUUGGCUGGGCUUCUCACCGUAGUUGUUCAGGAUCUGAAGCUGACCGUCACACAAGUCGAAUCCACAAUCGUUAAGGUGUCUGCCGGAAACUAUCCACAAUCCAAGGACGAUGCUGCAGGCUCUGUGACUGUUUCAUUUGGCGAUCUUUACAUUAAAGAGGUACGCAAGGUCAUAGUGGACCUUCUUCUCCCUCCUGCUAGUAGUCCGGCAGGCUCGAAUGUCCUCAACAUCACUUACACAUACAGCUCUGGUGGGAAAUUGUUUGAUGCCAAUGCGAUAAUUGUUACCGUAAGCCGCACCAGCAGGACAUCCGUGGAGCCGGAGAGGGAGGAGGUGAUGAUUGAGGAGAACCGUCAAGCCACUGCCCUCUGUGGAUGA
Camellia sinensis is the source of this 1239-nucleotide messenger RNA. NCBI's taxonomy places the organism in Eukaryota, Viridiplantae, Streptophyta, Magnoliopsida, Ericales, Theaceae. The record is from RefSeq and is a predicted model, not a curated record.